Molecule: messenger RNA, 3780 nt
Organism: Oncorhynchus nerka (sockeye salmon)
Lineage: Eukaryota; Metazoa; Chordata; Actinopteri; Salmoniformes; Salmonidae
Product: transcription factor RFX4-like
Exons: 17
Coding region: 222-2417 (731 amino acids)
Biological process (GO): regulation of transcription by RNA polymerase II
Molecular function (GO): RNA polymerase II cis-regulatory region sequence-specific DNA binding; DNA-binding transcription factor activity, RNA polymerase II-specific
Source: RefSeq, a predicted model, not a curated record
AUGAUUGUUAGAUAUUGAUUUAUUUAGUCAACUUUUGUAUAAUAUAGGGCCCUAUAUUGAUUAGGGCCAAUAGAGUAACCAAUAUUGGACAAAUCGUUCCACCACCCAAUAGUCGCCAUAUAGACCUUUAGCCAAAUGAAUACAUAGGCUAUGCGAAUGAACCUUUAUGUGGGCCAUAGAAAUGAAACCUACAAUUGUAAAUUCCUGUAGGAUUUUCUCUGAUGUGUGGGCCAUCUUGCCUUUUUCUAGAGAGCUGGAUUGAAAGAUGCCUCAACGAGAGCGAGAGCAAGCGGUAUUCCAGCCACACAUCCCUGGGGAAUACGUCCAAUGACGAAAAUGAGGAGAAAGAAAACAACAGGGCUUCUAAACCCCAUUCAACACCAGCUACCCUACAAUGGCUGGAGGAGAACUAUGAGAUUGCAGAAGGGGUUUGUAUCCCCCGCAGUGCUCUCUAUAUGCACUACCUGGACUUUUGUGAGAAGCACGACACACAGCCUGUCAACGCCGCCAGCUUUGGGAAGAUUAUUAGACAACAGUUUCCACAACUGACCACAAGAAGACUGGGCACCAGGGGCCAGUCAAAGUACCACUACUAUGGCAUCGCUGUGAAGGACAGCUCCCAGUACUACGAUGUGAUGUACUCCAAGAAGGGUGCGGCGUGGGUGAACGAGACAGGCAAGAAGGAGGUCAUCAAGCAGACAGUGGCGUAUUCACCACGUUCCAAACUGGGGACGCUCCUGCCAGAGUUUCCAAAUGUCAAAGACUUAAAUCUGCCCGCCAGUCUGCCAGAGGAGAAGGUGUCAACGUUCAUCAUGAUGUACAGAACUCACUGCCAGAGGAUACUGGACACAGUAAUACGCGCCAACUUUGACGAGGUCCAGAGCUUCCUGCUGCACUUUUGGCAGGGCAUGCCCCCCCACAUGCUCCCUGUCCUGGGCUCCUCCACUGUGGUCAACAUCGUGGGCGUCUGUGACUCCAUUCUUUACAAGGCAAUCUCUGGGGUUCUUAUGCCCACCGUCCUGCAAGCACUGCCUGAUAGUUUGACUCAGGUGAUCCGGAAGUUUGCCAAACAGCUGGAUGAGUGGCUUAAAGUAGCACUUCACGACCUGCCUGAAAACCUGAGGAAUAUCAAAUUUGAAUUAUCUAGAAGAUUUUCUCAAGUUCUCAAGAGGCAGACAUCUUUGAACCAUCUAUGUCAGGCGUCACGGACGGUGAUCCACAGUGCAGACAUCACCUUUCAGAUGAUGGAGGACUGGCGGAACGUGGACCUGAACAGCAUCACCAAGCAGACACUUUACACCAUGGAGGACACAUGGGAGGAGCACCGGCGGCUCAUCAUCGACUUGUACCAGGAGUUUGACCGUCUGCUGGAGGAGCAGUCUUCUAUAGAGGCCUACAUCGAGUGGCUGGACUCCAUGGUGGACCGCUGUGUUGUCAAGGUGGCAGGAAAGAGGCCCGGGUGCCUGAAGAAGGUGGCCCAACAGUUCCUGCUCAUGUGGUCGUGCUUCGGGACCAGAGUCAUCCGGGAUAUGACCCUCCACAGUGCGCCUAGCUUCGGCUCGUUCCACCUGAUCCACCUGAUGUUUGAUGACUAUGUGCUAUACCUGUUGGAGUCCCUGCACUGCCAGGAGAGGGCAAACGAGCUCAUGAGGGCCAUGAAGGCAGAGGGUAGCACAGCUGAACAAGAGGAAGAAAUGAUGCUGACGGAGACCACGCCCACCUCCACAUCCCCAGGGCCAUUUUCCCCACCGAAGUCUGUCACCUCAGUUGGGGUCCCAGCCGCCAGCUCCCCCACCGCUGCCCAGUCCCCAGAGUACACAGGGGCCACAGCCACCACAGGCGCUGUUCAGUCAUAUACCUGGUCCCUUACGUACACAGUGACAACGUCAGGCGGCACUCCUCCCGAGGGCGGACAGCAGCAGCCCUGCAUGCGCAGCGGUGCACCCGUGCCCCCUCCCUCCUCCACCCAUCGACUACCAGUCUACGCCCACAGGGACGAGCACGGGUUUACUGGGAGCUAUAACUACGGGAGCUACUCUAACCAGCACCCCCACUCCAUCCAGAGCCAGUACCCCAGUCUGGCCCACGAACCAGGCAUCCCUGCCCCCCUCCACUAUCCCGCCUACCACCGCACCUCUGCACAGUACCCGCUCAAUAGCCAGAUGUCUCGGAUGGAGCCAUGCUUGAUGGGAGGUGCUCCUCGGCUGCACCCUACACCCGUGGCCCCCCGGUGGGCGGAUGUCUCCCCAGCCAACAGCUGUUACACCAGUCCCCCUAUGCACUCCUCCCGCUAUGCCGCCUCUGGAGACAUGUACUCCCCCCUGGCCCCUCGCAGGAACUCUGAAUACGAACACUCACAACACUUUCCCGGCUUCGCUUACAUAAAUGGAGAGGCCACCACAGGCUGGGCCAAGUAGGCUUCCUACUCAUCCCUCAGAGAGCGGAGCUGUCCUGGGCACAGUCAUGCCCAAGCAGCCUGCCAAGCCUAUGGAUGCAAACGUCCCACUGCCUUUCCCCAACACGACCCAGAGGCACCUAAUCAGGAGUAUCAGUGUAAUGGUAGGGGAGAGAGGCUGGAGAGUAUCAAAACUGGGUAACCUUGUUAACUUGACCCGCAGGCCACAGCACAGACAAACAAGAUUCAGGACUUCUUCUCACAUUACACAAUCAGAAUAUUGUGGCUUAGGCUUAGUCUGUUGAGGGCAAUAAUCGCCUCAAUGGUGGUGGUUUGUUGUUUGCAGAAAAUGGCUGUGCAAACCCUUUGGGAUUAUAGAAACAGAGGCAGUCGGAAGAAUCUCACAUGUGGAAGUGUGCAGUGUGAGACUGCCCAGCUGUGCCUUUUCAGUUAAUGAACACCCAUCCCUGCCCGUCAACCUGCCAAGUCAACAAACACUGAUCAUCACCCCUCCCUCCCUGUACUGGGACACUAAUGUACGCAACUCUGUUUACGUUGUAUACUGUGGCUGACGUCAGUACAGUAUUUUAACGAUGCACACCAUUUUCUCUUGGUCAACACUUACUCAGAGUAGGCCUCUGCGACAUUGUCCAGAAGACAUGCUAGCCUGCUGCAAAACCAGGGUCAUAUUCAUUAGGGCACACUGUAGCAAUACAUUUUGGAACGGAAAUCAGUGUUUGUUGUGUUUCUUAUGUGAUAAAUUAAGGUUGUCGCUCCCUGUUUGUCUGUUUUCUUCCGUUUGGUGCCUAAUGAAUACAACCCAGGAUGAAUUGCCUUAAUGUUUCACCACUGGAGCCCUGUCAUGUCAAUUGGCAUACAGCCAGAAAACUAUGAGAGAAGUUUAUGGCUGAGACAAAGCUAAACAUGUGGAGAGCCUUUAUUAGCUUGUCAGUUUCACAUGAAUCGUUUUUUUUAAUGAUCGAGUGCUGUGCCUCAGCCAGAUUAUUUGUGUGCUGUGUCACAACCUCUGUUGCUGUAUUUGUGGGAUGAGGAAGACACUAUCGAUAUAUUCUCUGUAACUUUGUAACAUUGUGUUCUUUUUUGUUUUCUGUGUUACAGUUGGUAUUUUGUUUUCGUUUUUUUAUGGAUAUAGUUAAGGAAACAUUAACCUAGUUGUGUGUGUUUUAUAAUGCACGCAAAGCUACUGUGGACCUAUUACCCUAUGGGUAGGAAUAAAAAGGAACAAAUAUCAAAGUGUAACACACAUGAACUAUAGUCACUUUUUUCUGUAAAUACAAGCACUCGACAACUUCAGUGGUGGCAACUGUUACAGUUUAAACUGAUAUGUAUGUGGAAUUAUUUGUUGCCACAUAAAUAAUUUCUAA